Adineta ricciae is the source of this 345-nucleotide messenger RNA. Lineage: Eukaryota; Metazoa; Rotifera; Eurotatoria; Adinetida; Adinetidae. The record is from the annotation of a GenBank genome assembly.
AUGGAUGCAAUAACUACUGCUAUAUCGAAUAAACGUCGUACAACACCAACAACAGUUAAUUCUAAUGACUUAUUAACUCGCUGUUUCGAUAAACCACAACCGAAACCUAUAGCAACUCCAACACCAGUAACGGAAUUGGAUAAUUAUAUGGCAUUAGACGAAAUAAUUGACGAAACUGAAGACGUUCUUUUAUUUUGGAAACGUCAUGCACAAUCAUUUCCUACAUUAUCUAUAAUCGUACGCGAUCUUUUUUCAAUUUCCAGCUUCAAACACCAUCGUUGAAAGGUUAUUUUCUGCGUCGAAAAACAUUGUAACUGAUCGAAGAUCAAGUAUAGGUGAAGCGAA